AGUCCGUUGAGACGGAAGCGAAAUCGGUUAAUUAAACGAAGUUGCAUGAAUCAAAAUGUUUGCACGCCAGCAAAUAAUCUUAAUAUUUACGGAUCUGAUUGUAAUGCAAAUACUGCAAUCUUUGGAAGCGUCGGUUAUACGGAGACAUAUUCCAUUUCUAUAAAACCUCCCGAUGUUCUUGUCUGCUGCGAAGGAAAAGGUUACGACGAUCAAAAUCAAUCACAGUGGUAUAAUUUGGGUCGCGAUGUUAGUAGUAGUGGGAUGUUCGUAAAAUCUGUACCAUGGGGCAACAAUGCAGCUGUUCCUGCUAUUCACUGUAUAACCAGUACCCCUGGAACAGUUGUAACCUUUUCGUUUACAUGUUAA
Molecule: messenger RNA, 366 nt
Organism: Diversispora eburnea
Lineage: Eukaryota; Fungi; Glomeromycota; Glomeromycetes; Diversisporales; Diversisporaceae
Source: the annotation of a GenBank genome assembly